AUGUCUCCGAAGCGUAGCUUAUCUCGCAGUCGCUCGGUGGGUCCACGGAAACGCAUGAAAGGGAAAACAGAAGAAUCCAGCGUUGAGGGCAUAUCGCUAAAGGAUUGGAUGGAGAUACAGAUCAGUCUGCGGCAUCGUCUUGUGAACCAAGAGACGCAGAGGAUCUCCAGACUAGGCCCAUGCAAGAGCGGCAACGGUGCUCGAGAGGCGGCAGACGCUUUACUGAAAUUAUUGAAACAGUCGGCUGACCUCGGUGAAUCCGUGAGCGCGGUACUGAUAGGUCCAGAAGGCUGUGGUAAGAGCGCUGCCCUCGCUGCAGCGGUAGAAGAGUUGAGGGAACAGAAGCCCGAUCUCAAGGUCAUAGUCGUCCAUGCUAAAGGGUCAACAUCAUCCUCCAACGAUACCGCAGUCUUGCGUGAUCUUUAUCUCAAGUUGGUACAUGAGAUCCAAGGCAGAGAGGCGUCCUUGGGGCUUAGCAGUACAGCUCCUAGUCGUCAGGGAUGGACCUUCGCUGACUACAUGGCAAAGGUCGAGAAACUAAUCAAAGACAGCAAUGAGGAAUUAAACUGCAUGGUUAUCGUAGCCGUCGACAGAUUCCAUGCCUUCUGUCAUACAGCUGCCAAACAGACGCUUCUCUACAAUUUAUUCGACGUCAUGCAGCGACCGGGUAUCCGACUUGCCUGUGUUGGCAUGACUAACCGAGAUGACGUCACGUUUAUGUUGGAGAAGCGGAUCAAGUCUCGCUUCCAAUUAAGAAUGAUACAAGUGCAUCCCCCACCAACAAUAGAUGAGACACGAGCCGCCCUCAUCGCACAGUUCUCGGUGAUGGAGGCCAAACCACUGUCCCAGAAGUACAAUGCAUGGUUGAGAGAGUCAUUGGAAACUGAAGCUGCCACGAAGUUCAUACGUCAACGAGUUGACAGAACAGUCAGCAUGAAGGAGUUCGUUCUCGAUCUGUUAGAUCGCUUAUCCACGCCCCCUGGAGGCCGCCUACUCUUCUUCCCGCCCAUUUCGACUGUGGAUGGCUUCUCUAACAUGCUCUUAUCAGGUAUCAUCCAUGAGCGCUUCAAGGGUUGGGCGACAGAAAGCAUCAUACAAAAGCAGGUUGAGGGUCUCGUAUAG
This is a messenger RNA of Perkinsus marinus ATCC 50983, 1122 nucleotides long. RefSeq names its product origin recognition complex subunit, putative. Bases 1 to 1122 code for a protein of 373 amino acids. Lineage: Eukaryota; Perkinsozoa; Perkinsida; Perkinsidae. Gene Ontology annotation, molecular function: DNA replication origin binding; ATP hydrolysis activity; ATP binding. The transcript has 11 exons. Gene Ontology annotation, cellular component: nuclear origin of replication recognition complex; nucleus. The record is from RefSeq and is a predicted model, not a curated record. Gene Ontology annotation, biological process: DNA replication; DNA replication initiation.